AUGUCAGAUUUUUUUAACGUCACUCAAUUGCAACUAGAUACUAUAGCGUUACGUCAAUUAACUAUUGCGGUGAAAGUCAUAAACAAUAUUUUACUGCGAAGCCAAGCCAUCGUGAACAUACUUCAUCGCAGCGGCUUGAGUUUAGAGCAGAUCGCCUGCGCUGCGCCCAGAAUUCAGAGGGCAUUCCGCACGUACUUGGACGCGGUAGACAUGCGAGCGUACCAGGUGUGCGACGACGACACUUGCGACGAAACGUCCAAGAUAUCUCUGCAGAAUAUCCUGCAAGCGACGGGAACAUCGCUGGAACAGGCGGAGAAGUCUGCCGUAAUAAUACAGGCCGCUUUCCGCGGUCAUUACGAGAGAAUGUUGUUAAACGAGUCCCAAGGCAUAACUCAAUGGCAACGAGCGGCAAUGAGGACCCUGGAGAUUCUAAGAAAAGCCGGAGCUUCGCAAGCGGAGGCGUCGAACGCCGCUGUUCUGAUACAGGCUACUUACCGUGGAUACUAUACGAGAAGAAAUUUAAAAAUGAAAAAUAUGGCUACACAAGAGGAAAAUGAAGACGACGUAGACAUGAUAAAACCUAAAGACACUAUUCAAGCAUUAGCCUGGUUAGAUAUGAUAUCUGAGGAAUCAGGAUUGACGCAAACGAGAGCUAAUGAAGCUGCCACUAUUAUUCAAAGAGCUUACAGACGGUAUCGUCAAAGAAAGAAUAAUUAUCUACAUAAUAAUCCGCGAAUAGAAUCUACAAGAUCAAUGGUGGCAAAAGCUAUUGUUAAAAGUUUGCAUCAGAAAGUUUUUGACGAAAUUAUGAACCGCGAAAACAUUCCCACGGAAUUUGGUAGUCGAAAAGACUUGGCAAAGGCUAGCGAAGAACUUCAGCGGACUCUUAAAGACCGGUUAAUGGAUGCUCGCAUGAAGGAGGAAGAAAACAACGAACAAGAGUUUGUUCGCACAGAAGUAUCCGAAUCGAAAUUAAAAAACGACGAUACGUAUUCGAACGGCGUGGAAGAUCAGGAAGAAGCUGAAGAGAUAGAAACGGAACGUGAAGGAACGUACGUGCAAGACUAGCAUCAGCGAGAAACCUUCUUGAGAAAAAGGGAGACAAAAAAAAAGAGGAAAAUUCCGCAGAAUCCUUUUCAAAAGUGCCGGCGGAUGAGCCAAUUAACAUGGACGACGAACGGUGCGAGGGAAGAAACGAGACAACGAGCACAAAGAACGCGACUAGCGAAAAGCUGCCACCGGAGGCCGUCCAAUAAAUGCCGGAGACACUGCGGCAUUUAAUGCCCGCAUUCGGCAUGCUUACGUUCGAUAAUUUCGUUAACGUGCCGCGCUUCCGUAGCGAGCUUUAAAAUUCCCACGGACAGAAAAUGCUCCCGCUACAUGUAUUACAAGUAAAACGAAUUAAAAACUGUCCUGCCUGCGUAACGUUAAUUUAAUUCGACUGAUACGAGUUAAAGCGUUUCAUGGGGGCUCAUUCAAAUUUGAUUUACAUAAUUUUUAUUCUUGACGUUUAGCGUUUUAAUACUCCGCUAUACAUUAUUUUGCAUUAGUACGGCGAGUAAAAGUAUCAUGAAAAAAAUUCAAUGGUUUAAAUGUGUGUGAGAAACACGGUAUAAGUAAAGCGAUUCCGAUUCGAA
Cataglyphis hispanica is the source of this 1637-nucleotide messenger RNA. RefSeq lists its product as uncharacterized. The record is from RefSeq and is a predicted model, not a curated record. Lineage: Eukaryota; Metazoa; Arthropoda; Insecta; Hymenoptera; Formicidae. Bases 1 to 1068 code for a protein of 355 amino acids. Gene Ontology annotation, molecular function: protein binding. The transcript has 8 exons.